Molecule: messenger RNA, 2283 nt
Organism: Pantherophis guttatus
Lineage: Eukaryota; Metazoa; Chordata; Lepidosauria; Squamata; Colubridae
Source: RefSeq, a predicted model, not a curated record
GCCCCAUAAUGCAAAACCUUAGAAUCAGGAAGGGAAGCUUUUUUUCUGGACAGUGUUGACCGAGUCUCAAGGGAGAUAAUUAUAUCCUAAUGGCUUCCUGGGUAGUUUGAUUUUGGUCUACUUUUGAUGAAGGCCUGGUUGAUCACAAGGCUAAUAAUUUGAUAAUAAGAGCUCCUGAUUAAAUUUCGAGUCCAUUUGUCGAGCCGUGAUGUCUAAGCCAAAGGGGGGGGGGGGAGGAUAUAAUUGAGACCUUUUAAAGUGUAAUAGCCAGGAAGAGCCAGUUAAACAGAAGGGGGAAAUAAAACUUUAAAUAGAGCAGUGACAUGUUUUUCAGGUUAGAGAUAAAGUCGGGCGUGUAAUGCAAGAUUUCUGCUGCAAAAAAACAUAAAAAACUGGUUAUAAGCAGAAGUGAAGUUUUCUCUAAAAUGCUAAACUGCCUGUGUGCCUUAUGCCAUUUUCUUCCUUUCCAAUCCUCCUCCCCCCCCCAUGUUAUUUUCAGCUUUCCCCUCAGCCUUUAAGAUAGCCAAGAGAGAAAAUGGUCCCUCCCCAAAUCAGAGACAUCUGCAAAAUGUCACACAAGGACUUGGCCACGUGGCCACAGUUUCCACUGACAGGAACAGAAGGGUUGAUAUUCAGCCUGUUGUUGGGAUUAGAGCCCAGUGAUUGUUGCUACAUACGCACACAAAUACACAGACACAUAAACUGAGCAAAACACAGACCCAAGCAACAAAUGUGAGAUUUAAAGCAGAUGUUGAAUUUUUGAAAACGUGCUGUUUUUAGCUCUAUCCAUAUAUGUUUAACUCUCGUCAUAAUUUGAUUGUGUUGAACAACUACACACCUCAUCUUUUUAACAAGCAUCGUGUACGUAUUUUGGUAAGAUUUCAGCUCAGCAUGUAAACCUCCCUCCCUUUCAUAGUAAAAGUUAUUGCAACAGCAGGGAGAAAGUUACUCUCACAUUGUCAAAAACCGGUCCUUAAAUUUAUAUUACUCAGUGGUUAGAGAUAAAAAAAAAAUUACCCUGUACUAUUUUGGAAAAGUAGAAAACUACAAUGGUAUCUUAAAGUGUAACAAAUUUAUUACACUGUGUGUUUUUGCACACAAGUGUAUUUCAUCAGGGAAAGUACUGAAGUAUCUUUUUUUAAAAAAAAACCCAUUUUCCUCAUUACUUCUAUUCUAUUUUCAUUUUUAAAAAGCCUCGGGAUAUAUAUAUAUAUAUAUAUUUCCGUGCAGCGAAGAACAAAGAAGAUCUGUGUAUCCCAUUGCAGAAUUGCUCUCUGACCACACCUAUUAGUACUUCGCUCGUCUGGCGUAUAUAUAGAGAGCAUCCUUGUGCUGCCUCUUCAGAUGAAGAGAAGGUCCAGCCGCUUCCAGAAGUCGCUCGCUGAAGACAAGCCCCAGAAAGGUCCACGAAAGAGAUCCUCAAACCUCAUCCUCCAAAAAAAGAUCCAGCUGUUCCCAUGCAGUUUUCCCCGCCACCUUUGAACUCCAGGAUGGUGCAAGAAUCCUUUACUCUCCAUUUUCUGAAGGUGAUGAAGGAACUCCUGGCUUUUGUGCUCUUCAGUUACACCGUCUUGUUUGGGGCGCUGUUGUUGGCUGGAUGGACGACUUACUUCCUUGUGCUAAAGUGACAGCGUGUUAGAGUUCUGUCUGGAGCUCUGGAGACCUCAGCUGGACAAAACAGCCCUUUAAUUUUGUUUUGUGAUAAUCCUGGCGCUUUUUAAAAGGAACCACUUGGGUUCAAGCUAAGAUUUCAUUUUUAAAAUCUGUUUCUCGAGUAUCAGAAUCUCAGAGAGUUAUUAUUCCUCUCUCCAAUCCAUUUUUUUUUUCUUCUAUAAUCUCUCGGGGAUAUCCGUAUUAAAAGCUGGCAGGUUGCAACAUGCCUUUUAUUUCCUGAUAUUGUUAAAACACUUUGAUGUCGACUUUUUGCCUCGCUUUGAUUGAACUCUGAAAUUAACUCCCGAUCUUCACUUUUUAUUUUUAUUUUUUCAUUUUUUAAUGAGGUUUUUAUAGUUCCGGUGUCAGACAGCUUCCUCUUCCAAAAACAGCUCAAUAAAAUUAUUUGCAGGUCUAGGAUUGUCUGUGUUAAAUGCUUACAAAAUUAAGCAUAACAACUCACAUUGCUACAUUUUAUAAUGUCUAAGCUUUUGAAAAAAAGGAAAAUUGAACAUGCAUACACAGUCCUGCGUAUUCUGAUUGAUGUUUACUUGAUAAAAGUUCAGUAACAACAAAGCUGCUUUUUAUUGUUUUACGUUUCUUAUUAAUAAAAUUUAACAUACGCUUUAA